GCGGUCCCAGCCACCUAGUCUCAAAGUACGGCGUAGACGAUGUUGCAAAAGCGAUGGCAACAGAAGUCCACCCUGCUGACGAAGAGACACUCGCCAUUGUCAAGGACGCACUCCUCUCAUCCUUUUCCGACAAGGACCGCAUGCCCGGUCACAUACCAACAUGGCUUCCGGAUGGCAUGGGCAACGCCGGAUACUCUACGGGUCACUACGUUGCUGUCGGAUGCUUCGACGAAAACGGCGAGGCUUCUCUUCGUGAUGGCAAGGUUCCGGAAGGACGGCACGCCGAAGUGAGGCGAGUGCGGGAUGGCGAUGGCGGUGACUUCGGCGAGAUCCUCACUACGCACGAAGAUGGCGAGGAAGCUUGGGAGAGCGCUUACACUGCAUGUUCAGUGAGGAGCGAGGGCGGCGUUCCGAACGUCUUCUUUUGCGAGCGCUGUUACGCAUACCUCGAGGAGUGGCAGUCUCUCCCGGCUUCCGCCUCUGAAGGCGCGCAGGCCCCUUCUGCCGCGGAGCUGUACGAGAUCGUCAACUCUCGCAAAGCGCGAAGAGAUGAGAUUACUGGUCUGCUGCCGGACAUCGAUUACGAUGGCAUCGAGGCCAGCCUGAAUCAGUGGCAAAGCCAUUUCAUUGCUUGCCGACGCGGCUCAAAACACCUGGCCCACGCUAUCAACACGGGCCUCCGCGGAGCGGACCUCAUCCCCGCCAUCCUGCAAGACUGUCGUGCAUGGAUGUUCAUGCGACCAGAUGUCUGGCCAGAAUCUCCCAAGGCCAUGCAAAUUCCCACAUUCGCUGAAUACCCUCUGGCACGGGGCUCCACGAUGCCGCGGAUAGGGAACCUACCAAACGAACUCCUAUUGCUCAUUCUGCAUGACCUCCCCCUCCCAUCCCUCUUGGCGCUUUCCGCUACAUGCCGUUCCCUCCGCGCGCUCAUAACCGCGCCGGCCUUCCUGGAUCAGGUGCUCAAGGAAGCGAUGACCCAGGGCAGCCUACGUUGGCUCCUGCCCGUCGAGGGCCUUCUAGACGAACAUGAACGCGCAUGUGCUGCUCUGCAGACGUGGAUGCCGGAAGAACAUCGUCCCACUCCGGCUCCGUCUUCUCUGGCGCCGUCGAACGACGUGGAAGCGCGUGCUGCCAAUGCGGCGGAGCCGCCCAUCAAGCCGCUCGUCAUGUCUCCGCACUUCCAGCGCCUCGCUUUCGUGCGUGCCUGCUGGCAGUCGGACUCGAUGAUGAACAGGAAGCGGCUGUGGGGCCAGGUGAAGCAGUUUGAAGGGCUCUGGGAGGAUUACCGCUUGCAUGGCUGGCAAGUGGACCGGUUCUACGCGUAGUGGAGCUGCGGCCUCGUGCUACCGGACGCUUUCGACAUUUCGACUACGGUCUAUGAUCGCUUCUUCUCCUUCGCUAUAGACAUUUGGUUGACAGAUACCCUCUCGUAUCAUUUUCUGAGCAUGCAUUGAUACCCUACCUGCAAUCUUCAUAUCACAUAUCUCUGUACUUCUUUCAUUCAGCUGAAUAUAAUGCGGCGCUAUGAUC
Phanerochaete carnosa HHB-10118-sp is the source of this 1530-nucleotide messenger RNA. RefSeq lists its product as uncharacterized. The transcript is spliced from 3 exons. The coding region runs from base 54 to 1325 and encodes 423 amino acids. NCBI's taxonomy places the organism in Eukaryota, Fungi, Basidiomycota, Agaricomycetes, Polyporales, Phanerochaetaceae. The record is from RefSeq and is a predicted model, not a curated record. Gene Ontology annotation, molecular function: protein binding.